CUUCCCUUCCCUUCUCCCCUCUUCUCCCCCUCCUUGGCUUUACUUCGCCUCCUCUCUGCCCCUCCUUUCCCCCCUCCAUUUAAGAGCGAAAGCUCUGCCCUUUUCCCCCUCAAGCCUCCAUUGCUCUGUUUUUUCCCCCAAUUCCCCUGUUCCCCCCUGAAAAUUGAUGCUGCAGAGGUUGAAAUUGAUGAUCGAGACUCAUGUCUCCCGUUCUCAGUGAAAUCCUCCGUUCCGGGUUUAUGAUCAAUUCCUCGCUCAGGCGCAGGACCCAUCUCGUUCAGUCUUUCUCAGUUGUCUUCCUUUACUGGUUCUAUGUUUUCUCAUAAACCAUCUCCCCGAUCCCCUGUUCCCACCCUAUAGUAGAGAGGGUACUACUAAUAAUUAAGCUAGCAGCAAUAUUCAUAAUAAUCAUUAUUACUACUAUAUCCAGAGACUAUUACCAUCUGGGUCAGUCCUAAUUAAGAAGAAAAAUCUCUCCCGGAGGAGAGAUUAGAAUUAGUAUUUGUUUCUUUCUUCUUCCAAAUUGUAGAUAAAUUUGCAGCCGAUUGUAUUUGGGGGGUUGUUGUCCCCUGUUAAUGGCGUCUUCCAGCGGGAAUUCCUCCUCCGGCGGCUCAUCGUCCCUGCUUCAGAACUCCGGCUCCGAUGAGGACUUGCAGCAGCUGGUGAUGGACGAGAGGAAGAGGAAGAGAAUGCUGUCGAAUCGAGAAUCGGCGCGGCGGUCUCGGAUGAGGAAGCAGAAGCAUCUCGACGAGCUGGUGGGGCAGGUGACCCAGCUGAGGAAGGACAAUAGCCAGAUCUUGACCGCAAUCAACGUCACCACCCAGCACUUUCUCAACGUCCAGGCGGAGAACUGCGUCCUCCGCGCCCAGACCGUCGAGCUCAGCAACCGCCUGGAUUCACUCACCGAGAUCCUCGAUUUCAUCGGAAACAACGCCGCCGCCGCCGGCUGCGGCCCCGGAGGGAAUGGGUUCUGGGAGGGGGAUCAGAUAGUGGAUCAUGUCGUGCAGCCUGAGGGUUUUCUGAUCAACCCUUUGAACUCGAUUUACCUUAACCAGCCGAUCAUGGCGUCGCCGGACUUGUUCCAGUACUGAUUAAAACAGGGGAGGAAAGAAACGAAUUGGGGAAGAAGACAAGAGAAAUGGAAAUUGAAUGGUAACGUAUAGAACGGGCGGUGGCGAUUGAAAGUUGGAAUGUCCUUUUGUUGUUUAAUCGGACGGUGGUGGUGGGUUGUUCUGGUACGCUGACGCAAAGUACAAUGAGUGGGCCCCAGGGAAGCGGGUUGAAUUGGAUAAAAGGUAGAAGUUUGAGGAUUGUUAUGUAAUUGCCAUAAGAGUUGUGGGACGAGAAUGUAAAAUGUAAGAGAAGGAUCACUCUGCCUGGCUAGUGGUGGUUAAUUAAUAUUAAAUAUAAUUUGUGGUGUGUUUAGUAAUAAUACCUUUCUAUUUUAAUUCUGCGUUUAGAGUAUGCAAUGGUUCGACCAGUACAAUUUUUUUAGAAUCGCUGUUCAAUAGUGAAGAUAUCUGAGAAUCAAUUAUCAACAUUGUA
This is a messenger RNA of Linum trigynum, 1545 nucleotides long. Lineage: Eukaryota; Viridiplantae; Streptophyta; Magnoliopsida; Malpighiales; Linaceae. The record is from the annotation of a GenBank genome assembly.